Messenger RNA from Umbelopsis ramanniana AG, 1257 nucleotides. RefSeq lists its product as uncharacterized. The record is from RefSeq and is a predicted model, not a curated record. Gene Ontology annotation, biological process: peroxisome organization. Bases 248 to 1081 code for a protein of 277 amino acids. The transcript is spliced from 3 exons. NCBI's taxonomy places the organism in Eukaryota, Fungi, Mucoromycota, Umbelopsidomycetes, Umbelopsidales, Umbelopsidaceae.
AGUUGAAGUCCUUGUAUGGUCACAUGGCCGUUAAAGCUAUAAGUUGAAAUUGCUGUCGACCAAUAAGCAGUCAGCGCAAAUUCAAAGAAAUGAAAUAUCCCUUUGGAAAAAUGGCAGCCAGGCAUGUGACUGGCGCUCCUUUUGCAUGUGAAAUUGGCCAUGAAAUUCCAGUAAGCAGAAAGGCUGACUUUCCUAUUAAUUUUCACCUCCACAAUCUCUCCAGACUCAUCUCCCUUUCCUUAAUCUAAUGGCAACUCCAGUACGCUCAAGGCGCAGUUUAGUCAUAUGGCUUCUUCGCAUGAUUGGUUACACCUCGAUCUCGGUCGCCGUUGUCGCCCUAGUCAUCUCGUGGUUUCGACAGUUCCGAAGGAGAAUACCCAGGGACGAUGGCAGAGCAAAUAAUAACGGCACUUCGCUUCGCCGGACGAGCAGUGAAAUGAAUGAGAUUAAUUCAUCGCCAUCCAAUCCACAGGGAGCUACAGCCAAUUCGCUAAGCUCGAUAGGAUCAAAGUUUCUCGGAGGUGUUAUGAACGCUACUAAUAACGCGCGGAGACGUAAGAGAGUGAUGACCAUCUCUUUGAAGAAUACUAUAUUAUGGAAUCCAUCAUCUGAUGUGGAUAGCCCAAACCACGCAUUUCAGGAAAGAGCCACACACUUACUACAGCACCUUUCCAACUACUAUCAUAUUUACAUUAUCGUACAUAUGAAUUCACCGGCGGAACGGGAUCAAAUUGACGAAAUGCUGACCAAUUCUGGCAUGUUCAAGUUCAUCGACCGUCGCAAAUUGUUGUAUUGUGAGACAGAAGAAGGCAAGAUACAUAUGAUCCGACAUUUGGAACCAGCAGUGCAUAUAGAAGGCGGUUGGGAAAAGGACGAUGGAGAAGAUAUUGUUCGCAAGAUCAGAACGUUUGUUGGAAAGGUUGUCUGGGUUAUCACUCGCCGAAGACGAAGCAGUUUUGGAAAAGAAGGAAUCAAGGAAGGAGAUGAAGGCAUCAUUGGCCCCAAUGUCGAAAUUACGGAAAAAUUAAUCGAAAGUACAGUUGCGCGCGAGGCUGGUGUUGUUUUUGAAGCGGAAUCCUAGCAAACGAGAUAAUCCUCUUCUCAUAUAAUGGUGCCUGUUACACGGGCAGGUCCCUAAAGUAGUGAGGAGUCACGAUUUUCUUAUGUAUAUCAGAAAAUUAGCAAAUUAUAAAUCAAAAAUCUAUAUACCUUGAAGUUUGAGAUACCUUUGAAAAUGUUAAAGCUCUUGGACAUCGG